Oppia nitens is the source of this 560-nucleotide messenger RNA. RefSeq lists its product as uncharacterized. The transcript is spliced from 2 exons. NCBI's taxonomy places the organism in Eukaryota, Metazoa, Arthropoda, Arachnida, Sarcoptiformes, Oppiidae. The coding region runs from base 54 to 560 and encodes 168 amino acids. Gene Ontology annotation, molecular function: zinc ion binding. The record is from RefSeq and is a predicted model, not a curated record.
CCGAAAAAUAACUUCUUGUGGCAAAAAUCAAAAACCAAAUACAAUAUAAAAAGAUGAUAAAAGAGUGUCGUAUAUGUCUGGAAAAAAGUCAAGAAUCAGAUUUGAUAAGUCCUUGUAAUUGCAAAGGAACUGUAGGUUCGGUUCACUUCAAGUGUUUGUCCCAAUGGAUUCAUAUUAACAAACAAAACAGUUCACCGGGAGUUCAACGGGAAUUAAUAACAGGUUCAUUUUUAUUAAUUGUAUCAAUUAUCACAAUGAUUGCCGUAUUUGUGAUAAGCAAAUAUGGACCGGUAUUUAAUGGGAUACUAUUGACUCAACUCUGGCAAAGAAAUCAUUACCGAGUGGUUCCGCGAACCAUACAAAACAUUAUUAACACAUAUUUAUUAACAAUUGUGUUGUUUAUUGUAAUUGCAUUGAAUGUCUACAUCUAUGUAUUGAUGCCAAUGACAGUCUUGUUUGUAACCAUCAGUCACUGGUUAGACAUUUGGCACAAUUAUAUCGAUUGGAAAGAAAAACACAAAACAAUUAUAUGUGUCUCAAGAACUGCCAUCAAAUCAUAA